GUAAGUUUUAAUUAAUAAAAUUAUACAGGAUGAAUAAACCUGUCGCCAACGAUCGCGGACUCUUAUGUCGCCGGAAAUGGGCCGUUUUAUCGCUAGCCACAUUUCCGGUUUUUAGUUGCAAACUGCAUUAAAGCCCAAAUAACCCAACAAAUGAUAUUAUUUAAAAUAUUUUUCUGCACGGUAAAUUGGUUGAAUGUAUUGUUUUUCAGAUUAUAGGCUGUACAUCUAGUCCAAACGUGUUCUUGUGAUUCAACCUAAUGUUACGUUGUGCAUCAUUUGUUACGUAGAUGAGAUCAUAAACAUAGAAACAAACAACCCGUCGAAGAAAACAAUACAGACUCUCAUGGUUUCCAUUAGACUUCCCAUUAUGAUCCAUAAACUAUUUACCAUUAAACCAAUAUAAAACUCUUGUAGGUGUAGCUAUUUUGUGUCUUAAUGCAGUAUGGUGUUCUAUUGGUUCCCAUGACAUCCCACCAAAAGAACCUAACACGUUACCCGUAGCGGCCCACACGUCCCGCAGACCAUUAUAGUUUGAAGUAAAACCAAUACAGUUCCUAUUACAACCAUUAGAUCCAACCGAACGUGAUGCUUUCAGCAGGGAAAUCUAACAUCACGAGUUAAAAGGUCGUGCGUGGAUGAGAUGAGCAGCCUAUCCAGUGUGUGACUGUGUCAUUUAUAAAGCCACGAACGCUUGCAGAUGUGCACGAAACCUUCAUCGCAUCUCAUCGCGGUACUUCCGGAUGAAGCGCGUUUUUCACACGCGACAUGUUCAGCCGAGCGCACGAGCGUAAGUAAAUACCGUUUGCAUCGGUUUGCAUGUGUUUAACUUUACCACAGUCACACACACAGACGUACAGACACCGGACCGGGUGACAGGAUGGAGGAGAAACUGGACAUGGACGUUAACAAGUCUCGGAGCUUCAGGAAAUCCAUCCAUGCCAAACUCACAUCCAGCCCCAAAACGCGCAAGAAAGAGCGCAAACAGGACAGCGGCUUUUGGAUCUUCAAAAAGAAACGAACGAACGGUUUGGAGCGGGGAAUGUCUUCCUCACAGCCCAACCUGACGACCGCGGUGGCGGCUGACGGCGAGAGGUCGCGCUGCGGCACGCCGGAGCAGAGUGCGUGCAGAGCGGCCGCGGAGGCAGCAUCAUCAUCACCGCUCGGUGCAGAGAUCCAGAGCCCCGCUUCCAAACCCACCAUAUCGAGUUUCGUGCAUAAAACCGUCCCGCAGGAGCCUGAACUGACCGCGGAUGCUGUCGAGGAUGUUCAUGAGGAACAGACGGAAGAAAUCGCGGACAUGAACAACACACAACCGUCACUGCCCGCUUUAACAAUGUACCAACUGGACAUCGUGUUGAAAAGAGGCAAUAAUCUGGCCAUCCGAGACCGAGGCGGAACAAGUGACCCAUAUGUGAAAUUCAAAAUAGGCGGUAAAGAAGUUUUCCGCAGUAAAACAAUCCACAAGAACCUGAACCCGGUGUGGGAUGAGCGUGUUUGUCUGAUCGUAGACAAUUUACAAGAGCCUCUUUAUAUUAAGGUGUUUGAUUAUGAUUUUGGCCUGCAGGAUGAUUUCAUGGGCUCGGCAUACCUGUACCUUGAUUCUCUGGAGCUCCACAGGACUCUUGAUGUGCGCUUGGAUCUUCAGGAUCCUCACAGUCGUGAUCAGGAUCUGGGAUCUCUGGAGCUGGUGGUCUCUGUGUUCCCCAGAGGAGCGCUGGAUAAAGAAGUCCUCAAACUGACGUCUCUCUCUCUCUCUCUCUCUCUCUCUCUCUCUCUCUCUCUCUCUCUCUCUCUCUCUCUCUCUCUCUCUCUCUCUCUCUCUCUCUCUCCCUCUCUCUCUCUCUCUCUCUCUCUCCUGUACGAGCAGACGAUUCCAAAGACUCUGAACCCGCAGUGGCGGGAACAGUUUGAUCUUCAUCUGUUGGAUGAGGAGGGAGGUGUUCUGGACAUCUCUGUAUGGGACAGAGACGUGGGCAGAAGAGACGACUUCAUCGGCCAGUGUCAGCUGGAUCUGUCGAAGUUGAGUCGAGAGAAGACACACAAACUUGACAUUGAGUUAGAGGAGGAUAAAGGACGACUGCUGCUGCUGGUCACUCUCACGGCCACCGCCGCCGUCUCCGUCUCUGACCUGUCUGUCAACCUGCUGGACAACCCGAAAGAACGCCGCAAGAUUCUUCAUAGAUAUAGUCUUACGAGGUCGUUCUGUAACCUGAAGGAUGUUGGAAUCGUGCAGGUGAAGAUCUUACGGGCGGAGGCACUGAUGGCCGCUGAUGUCACAGGAAAGAGUGAUCCGUUCUGUGUGGCGGAGUUGAGUAAUGACCGUCUGCAGACGCACACAGUGUACAAAACACUGAACCCCGAGUGGAAUAAAGUCUUCAUCUUCAACGUGAAAGACAUUCACGCCGUGCUGGAAGUCACCGUGUUCGACGAGGAUCGAGACCGCAGCGCCGAUUUUCUGGGAAAAGUGGCCAUCCCUUUACUGAACAUCCGCAACGGCGAACAGAAGGCCUACGUCUUGAAAAACAAGGAGCUGACAGGGCCAACAAAAGGGCUCAUCUUUCUGGAGGCCGACGUCAUCUUCAACAGCGUGAAAGCCGGCCUGCGGACGUUGCUUCCGCCGGAGGAGAAGUUCUUCGAAGAGGAGUCCAAACUCUCUAAACAGUCGUUGCAGCAGAAUUUUAACCGUGUGAAGCGUUGCGUGCUCUUCCUCAUGAACGUGGGCUCUUACAUCAACAGCUGCUUUCAGUGGGAAUCUCCACGCAGGAGUGCAUGCGCUUUUCUGAUCUUCGUGACGGUGGUGUGGAACUUUGAGAUGUACAUGGUGCCGCUGUCUCUGUUGCUGCUCUUGACCUGGAAGUCCAUCCUGCUGGCGUCCGGGAAUGAACCUCGCGAGCGGACCGUGCAAGCGAUGGAAGAUUUCCUUGAAGAUGUGGAUGAAGAUGAUGAGAAAGAUGAGAAGGAGUCGGAGAAAAUGGGCUUCAUGGAGAGAUUCCACGCCGUUCAGGACGUGAUCAUCACGGUUCAGAGCGCUCUGGAUGAAGUGGCCUGCAUCGGUGAAAGAAUUAAAAACACAUUGAACUGGACCGUGCCUUUCCUCAGCUGCUUGGCCAUCACAGUUCUGUGUGCAGCUGCUGUCGUGCUGUAUUUCAUCCCGCUGCGCUACAUUGUGCUGGCCUGGGGCAUCAAUAAAUUCACAAAGAAACUGCGAGACCCUUACCUCAUCGACAACAAUGAGCUGCUGGACUUUCUGUCUCGAGUUCCCUCUGAUGUUCAGAUGGUUCAGUACAGAGAACUGAAGACGGACUUCAGUCCGAGCAGGAGAAAAAAGAUCUGAUCCGUCCUGCACCGCCACUUUAAAUCCCCACGGCUUCCGACACGCCGCUCGUGUCAAACACACUGUGACCGUCUCAUAGUUGUUUUUAAAAGAGAUUUCUAUGGUUUUUAUCAUUGUUAUUUAUGCAAAUUUGCAUACUACAAUAAGCCAAUGGUAUAGUAAUAUUUACUUGAUAAAAAUGAAUCGUGCUCACAUGAUGUAUUUUAUUUAUUCAAUUUGUAUUCUGUAGCACCUAUUUCUAAUUCUAACAGCCAUAACAGAUGUGACUCUUCUCAUCUGCUUGUAUUUGUGUGUGUUUAGCUUGUAUGCAAAAUUGAAAUGUAAUUCUGGGCUACGGUCGUGUUUGAGCUCAGCUCCGACCGACCACACUGGGGUUUCUUUAAAAAUACCCCAAAUCCUAACAGUAUCUUUUUUGCACCUUUGAGAUGUUUUAAAUCAUCUCCUGAAUAUCUUCAAGCAUGCAUUUAAAAGAGAAACUGCAUGCUGUGCAUCCCAAUCCAAAUGCCUUAUUUAUGAACCAAAACAAACGUACUGUAAAGACAGAUGAUUCAUGAUGUUUGUUUGACCCCGUGACCUCGCAUGUUUUUCCUGAUUUCAUUUUAUGAUGAAUGAUAAAAACAGUGUUUUAUUAUAAUGUUUGUACACUUGUCGAGAAUGCGUGUGUUGUAUCUGUUACCAAGAAUUAUUCCACAGAGAAAUGAGAGAAUGUUUUGUAAUCUUGCAUCUCAGAAUAAUUUCCUUCUCGUGAGAUUGCAGCAGUCUUGACCUCUUGCCUUUGCAUGUCAAUAUAAAGCUGUGUUAUUUAUGUUUUACAAGAACCGAAAAAAUGUUACUCGUUCUUGGUGUUUCUCAGUUCAUUCUCUCGCAUGUGGUCGGUGAACAUUAGAACGUUUGUCGACAUGAAGUUUUACAAUAUUUACACGACGAGUGAAAUGGAUAUUUAACAAGACAACCAAUGUAGAUUUUGAGAAUAAUAAGAGUGACGUCAGGCAGGAAAGUCAUUUCAGAGAAAGUUCCACAUUUUCAUAAAAUCAGGAAUGUGCAUUAAACUAAACAGGAUUGAUUGUGAUGUUGUCUAAAAGACAUCUACAAACGUAUUUAUUAUAAAACAAUAACUAUUCACUAUCCAGUAUUAACUGUGCGUUAAUGAUUUGUUCUUGUAAUCCAGAUUAGAGAUGGAUGCGUGAAUGCGGAUUGUUUGAUGUGAUUCUGUGUGCCGGGGAUCGUACACAUUCGCAUGGAGGGUCCGUCUCUCAGGUUCAUAAUUAGUGUCUUGAAUCCCUGCCUUAUUAAAUAAAAGCUGCUGUGGGAUUCAGGACAGACUAAUUGAGCUAUGAAGGGCAUCUUUUUAAAGUAGCAAAAGAGCAGCAGACCUGAGCUUCUGAAGCACAUUAAUGAGAAUCUCAAACCGUCUCGGGUUUCCCUUUUCACGUCAUUCAACACCGAUGACAAUUCUCUCAUUGAUGCUUUAAAGAGACGGUUCGGCCAAAAAUCUCAAUUCUGUCAUCAUUUAUUUCUCAUCGUGUGGUUUAAAACUCAUUCUUCGGUGGAACACAAAAGAAGAUAUUUUGAGAAAUGUCAUACAAUACACUUUGUGUUCAUACAAAAUGGAAGUCAAUGGAGUUCAGUGUUGUGUGAUUAUUAACAUUUUUCAAAAUAUCUUCUUUUCUGUUCUGAAGAAGUAAACUACAUUAAAGAGACAGUUUAGCCCAAAAUAAGAAAUCUGU
Messenger RNA from Triplophysa rosa, 5061 nucleotides. RefSeq names its product multiple C2 domains, transmembrane 1b (gene mctp1b). The transcript has 19 exons. Gene Ontology annotation, molecular function: calcium ion binding. NCBI's taxonomy places the organism in Eukaryota, Metazoa, Chordata, Actinopteri, Cypriniformes, Nemacheilidae. The coding region runs from base 878 to 3334 and encodes 818 amino acids. The record is from RefSeq and is a predicted model, not a curated record. Gene Ontology annotation, cellular component: synaptic vesicle membrane. Gene Ontology annotation, biological process: regulation of neurotransmitter secretion.